AAAGAAGAGAGAACACAAGAGCAAGAGGAAGCUUUUGAACUUGUCAGUCCUCGCAAUAAAUAUUUUUUUUAUUUAUGUGGGAUUAUUUUAGAAACUUGAAAAGAGAUCCUAACUCUGUUGUGGACCAAAUCGGUGUGCGCUAAUCUCCACCCCCAUCACAGCGAAGAUGUGUGUAUAUAAAGCUAUAAAAAAUAGAACUGUGCUUCACCUUUUGGACGGAAAAUCUAGAGCCAUCAUUGUUGGACAUCAUUGAGUAGAGUCUUCAUGGAUUCAUUGCUGGGGGCCUUGCUGGCUUUGACUCUGUCGACCCCGACUGUGGCCUUUGUUCCUAUUGGUGGAGGAGCAUUCACUCAUGUCAGCAUUACUGGGACGGCCCUGCUGCAAAAAGUUACAGAUUCGUGCCGGGCGGUGGCUGAGGCAGCCGGUCAUGAGUUCAAACCCACGGGUACUUCUCCAGGGGAGUUGGUCCAGGCCUGUCUGGGUCCCAGAGCUCCAGGAGAAGUGUCUGGUGCCAAAUUCCUCUCAGCUCUUCAAGAGAUCUACACCCAGAACGGUCUUGUGGACCGUGACUUUGUAAACAGUGCUCCACAUCACUUCAACUCUGAAGCUUUCUUAGAGGGACGUGGACUAAUCACUGAGGGUAUGGUGGCCAUCAAGGCUAACAUUCGCAAGGAGAACUUCAAGGCUGCCAGGGAAACAUUGGGCAGAGUUCUUCACACCCUACAGGACUUCUACAGCCACAGUAACUGGGUGGAGUUGGGAUACAAAGAGCCAUACAGCAACCUCAUAAGACCAGAUCUGCCCCUAGAAAGCCUGGCAGAUGUGAACACUCCCACCUGCAGUGACUGCCCCAGUGGAACAUGUCCUAAUCAGAUCCUCUCCAACAUCCUGAAAGAGAAGAAACUCACAUCAGGCUACAUGGGAAUCUUUUCCUCUCAAAAGCCUAAAGGCAAGUGUAGCCAUGGAGGUGCAUCUGAUCUCACCAGCACAGCAGUUCCUCGAGGAGGCAUCAGCAAAGACGAGCGCCGCUCAGACAAUAUGGCGUUUCACAAUGCUGCUGUAGAUGCAGCAAUAGCUGCCAGCCUCCAGCUGUUAGAAGACAUUCGUUUGGCUGCAGGCGACAAUGACUUUUUAAGAAUGAUGGGGAUUGCUCGCUCAUCUGUGGUGUGCUUUGUCAUUGACACCACUGGCAGUAUGUCAGAUGACAUCGAGGAAGCAAGGGCGGUUGUUUAUGAAAUCAUUGAUAGCAAAAAGGGAACACAAGACGAACCAUCUGAGUACAUCCUUGUGCCAUUCAAUGACCCAGACUUUGGUCCCAUGAUCAGGACAACUGAUGCUCAGAAAAUGAAAACAGAAAUCUCUAAGCUCACAGCAACAGGUGGUGGAGAUGCACCAGAGAUGUGCUUGUCAGGACUUCAGCUUGCUCUCACAGGAGCCCCUUCCUCAUCCAACAUCUAUGUUUUCACUGAUGCCACAGCCAAAGACAUUGCCCUCAAAGACACAAUUGUUGCUCUCAUCAGGAGCACCAAGUCAACGGUCUCAUUCUUUAUGACUGGCAGAAGCGGGAGGCGGCGGCGUUCUCUAGAAGCUGCCUCCUUCAAUGACUAUAAGGACUUGGCUUUGGCAUCUGGAGGCCAAGCCAUCCAGGUGUCCAAAUCACAACUCCCCCAGGCUACAGAUAUUAUCCUUGACACCUCAACGUCUGCCCUGGUAACAGCUCUUCAGAGAGCUAUGGUUGUCGGAGCGCAAGCGACUUUUCCCUUUGUGUUGGAUGAAUCCCUGAAAAAGAUAACUAUCUACAUCACAGGAACAUCCUUAACUUUCACAUUAACCAAUCCUGCUGGUGUUACCCAGAGUAACAGUGACGCCAGUGGUGAACUGGGAACCAUCCAGACAGUGGGCAACCUCUGGAGAAUCCGUCUGAAAGCUGAUAAGCAGUCAGGAACCUGGAUGAUAAACAUCAUAUCCAGUGGGCCAUACACACUCAAAGUUACAGGCCAAAGCACAAUUACCUUUAUCUAUGACUUUGUGGAAAAGUUCACAGGACCUCACUCAGGUUAUGCAGUACUCACUGGACGUCCACAAACAGGCAAGCCUGCCACCCUGAUGCUCUCAGUAAUAGGAAGAAAGGGUCCGUCUUCAAUAAUUGUCCAAGAGGUUGGUUUGGUACCAGUGUCCGGUCUUGCGUCAUUUACCAAUGGCACAAUGACUGACAUGGGCAAUGGGGACAUCCUGGUCACGGUUGACGCCAUUCCAGAGGGGGAGUUUGUGAUCAUUCUGAAAGGAGAGGACAAACUGUCUAACAGCGAUUAUCAGAGACAGUCAACUACCCAGAUGUCCACCUCAAAAGUUAAUAUCCAGGCUGCAGUGGACAGCAGUGUUGAGCCAGGUGAGACUUUUAAGCUUCCGUUCAGUGUGAUGACCCAGGGUACUGGGGGUACAUACACCAUCAACGCCCGAAACGACAGAGACUUUCCAAUGAACUACCCAAACAGCAUCAUCUUGUCAACUGGACAGUAUGCUAAAGCUACACUGACUAUUACACCAUCUGCCACCACAGAGUCAGGCACCGAUGUCACUCUGACUAUUGAAGCCAAGUCGUCAAGUGGUGUUGACUCCAAUUAUGCUGUUCUGAGACUGUCUGUUGUCAAGAAGAUCACAGAUUUUAUUCCACCAAAGUGUGAAGUGACAAGCGUGUUGGCAGAUGAUUGCCCUAAAGAUGUUUCGCAGUGUGGACUAUUCCGGUGGGAGCUCUCUGCCAACUUCACUGAUGGAAAUGGGACUGGGAUUGAAAGCAUUUCCUUGAAUCAAGGCAAUGGGAGAUUUACACACACCGCUCUGACUGCUUCGAUUGUACAAGCUUACUACAACGCCUCCUGCUGUUCACAGAUUCUCGAGAUUGUAGCUGUGGAUAAAGUUGGCAAUGUGGGCAAAUGCUACCACUCCAUCAUUCGUUCAGCCGGCUUUUCUGCUAAAACGCUAUCGUUGCCACUGUGGCUUUGCCUUUUGGUAUCUAUUUUUGUGGCAAGGUCUUAAAGAAGUUUGCAGGCACUUAUAAUAAAUGCUAAGUAUUAAAAAAAAAAAAAAAACAUGCUCUUGUUGGGGGGGGGGGGGUUGGGCUUCAGGCUUCUUAUGUUCUGUGGUUUUGACUCAAUAAAAUAUUUAAAGCAGUAUGUUAACCGAAGGCCUUGUGCCUCUGAUUCGUUUUGAUGGCAAACUAACAAUUAUUACACCCCUGAAACAGCACCUUGCCUUCCUGGGGACAUCACCAAGAAACAAUAACCUGCAGGUUGGAUGUGUUAGAUCAUUGCUACAAUAUUGCAACUUGUUUCAAUACUUAAAAGAUACUACAUUAAUACACAGUAAGUACUACAUAUAUAUCUGGAGCAUUACUGAAGGUUAAAACUGCAGUAAAGAUCAAAAACAUUAA
Girardinichthys multiradiatus is the source of this 3430-nucleotide messenger RNA. RefSeq names its product von Willebrand factor A domain containing 11 (gene vwa11). NCBI's taxonomy places the organism in Eukaryota, Metazoa, Chordata, Actinopteri, Cyprinodontiformes, Goodeidae. The transcript has 19 exons. Bases 265 to 3036 code for a protein of 923 amino acids. The record is from RefSeq and is a predicted model, not a curated record.